Molecule: messenger RNA, 1695 nt
Organism: Babesia bigemina
Lineage: Eukaryota; Apicomplexa; Aconoidasida; Piroplasmida; Babesiidae
Exons: 1
Coding region: 1-1695 (564 amino acids)
Source: RefSeq, a predicted model, not a curated record
AUGCUCAUUAGCCUUGGUCACCUUGCUGGUCAACUUGGAGGAUUUGUUGGUGAAAGUGAGAGUGUUAAGAAAGCCGUUGUGAAGGCUAUUAUCGCUAAAAUUAACAGUCAUGAAGAGCUUAAAAAUGAUUACUCUUCUCUUGUUACUAACCUUUCUGAGUCUGUCAAGUCUGGUGGCCAGUCUGAUGACACCCAGAAAAUUAGUGAGCUAAAAAGUAAAGUAACUCAAAAAAUUGCCGAAAUUACUGACCAAAUUAAGUUACUUGAAAAGCCUAAUAACCAUCUUAAUAAUCUUCCUCCUUCCCCCUCUCCCUCUGCUGACUCAGCCAAAUUGCGGUCCAAGUUGGAGGCUUUGGAGAAAGUGGAGAAGCUUUGUGAUUUCUAUACUAAUUUUAAUAAUCCACAAAAUGAUCCUAAAAACCUCCUUGUUAAUUUAUGUGACGGCCUUCAGACUUUCCUCGGUUUCUCCUCUGACUCCAAAGGCUACACUGGCUCUGGGAUUGUCUACUCCGACCUGGACAGGCUGUGUGACGCGGUGAUGGGAUUUUUGAGUGGUGUUCUCAAUGCAGUGAAAGAUGAUGAUGCAGUUAGAACGUACGAUAAAGAUAUCAGUGGAGAUAAAAUUGAUACAGUUAUUAGCAUGUUACAAUCUUCAAUUGGCUCCGGGCGUGAUGGGCUUGUGGAUGCUGUCGCCGCGGUGAAGGAGUGGUUGGAGGGGUAUGGAAGUCAGUUAAACAAUAAAAUUACUGCAGUGAAAGAGCCCAUAGAGGUCAUGAAAAAUUUAGUUGAACACGAUAAAAAUGAAAUUAAAAUAGAAAAAGACAAGAACCUUAUUACGCAGGUGCAGGAAUGGACCGAGCGAGCUGGGAGGUACGCAUCGUAUGCUGACAAGGCCAAAAAGGCUUUAAAAGAUAUUGAUCCUACGCUAUUAGGUAAGUUAAAGUGUAGCAUUUCAUUGCUGGUUCAGGCCACGGGAACGUUCAAGGCGGCGGCGGAGGAUGGAGACCUGAAGGACGUGUAUGAAGAGGCAGGUCAGAAAAUGCAUGAACUCCACGUAUUUCUGGAAAAACGGUUUAAGACGUAUACGUAUAAUUUACAUAAAUACUUGAAGGAUCAAAUUGGAGCAUUGAAUGGUGACCUUACAAACUUUAAAAAUAAACAAUUCUCUCGGUUGUUUUCAUCUAUCAACAUAGAGCUUUUCAAUGCAUUUAACACGGUUCAGACUGCGAUUGAGAGACUUGAAACCAAUUAUCAAAGCAGAAUCGUGGACGGGUUGAGUCCCAUUGUAGAGAAUGCAAAGCUGCUUAAAGGGAAGGUUGAAAGUGAGAAGGGUAUCUUAAGGACACAAGUGACUAGUUUAGGUGACCGAAUGAGUGCGCUCACUACGCUCUAUAGGAGCGUUAAUAGCGAGGUGCCGGACGAAGUAAAUAAGUUUAAGAAAAGCGAUGGAUGGAGUGUGGAGCAGUAUGUCGAGCAAUUUAAGGUUACGAUUAAAGAUAAGAUAUCCGAGUAUGUUACGGAUGAAUUAUGUGAUAAGAUAACUGCUGCUCUUAAGAAAUUCACUGAUCCUAUUGCAAAUGACGAAGGAGAUGUAGAGGGCUCUCUUGAUGUGAUUCAGAAGGCAGUUGUUACCUGUGCGGGAAAGUACAAAAAUUUUGAAAACAUAGUGAAAGUUUGGUUAAAACUAUAUUAUUGA